AAUCAGUUAUAUACAGAGGGGACAGGAGGGUAAUCUUGUAUAUAGAGAGAACUAAAAUGCUGAUCUCCUUCAGUAAAAGCACUGAGUCAGACAAGGAUCUAUUAAUAAUAUACUAGUUGAAACAGAAACUACUUGUGGACAAAGAGCAAAGCUUCUUUUAAUCUACAGAGCACAGAGAGGGGAGGGGCAAAAGUAGGUGCAGCUUCAUAAGAGGAAAAACGAGAAAGUAAAUAGGAAGUGAGAUUCAAGCAGGAGACACAGGGAAUAAGCACAUUUGUUAGAGAUUAAGGUCUAAUUGCUGCACAGACAGCUGCUGGGCUACAUUGUCUGACACAAGGGCUGUAGGCCGGAACCUGCCAUGGCUAGUGGUGAGGUGGGCUUGCUGCCCCCUGAUGGCACUUGUGAUGCCUGCGAGCCAGACGAGCCCAGAGAAGCAGCAGAGAUCUGUGAUGAUUGUGGCUUUUCCUUCUGUGACACUCACGCCGAGGAGCACAGGGCUAUAUUCCCAGGGCACAGUAUCAGGGACCAGUGGGACUUCUCGCAGGAGCUGCCUGCAGCACUGGGCACCAGCAAUGAACAACCAGAGACUGACGACAAGAAAAAAUGCCCAACACACAACCAGGAACUGAGUUUGUACUGCAGGGAGGACAAGGAGAUAAUCUGUGUCCUCUGUGCUGUCACCGGCAAUCACAGGCAGCACCAGCUUAUUACCCUUAGAGAGGCCUAUUUAGAAAUGAAGAACAGAAAGCCUGUUGACCUGAAGAUGGCCAUGACUGAGAUGAUAGAGCGGCUAAAGAGCAAGUGCGCAGAUCCAAGAGUCAGUCGGGGUGACAUAAAAGCCUUCGUCCAGAUGCAGUUUGAGCACAUGAGGCAGUUGGUUCAGGAAGAGGAGCACCGGGCUCUGCACUUUGUGGACCUUCAGGAGGCAAUGGCCUCAGCUCAUGUGACCGAAGUGCUGGAAGAGCUCAAUGUCACCAUGGGCAAUCUGAUGACUGAGAUGGUAGAGGUCACCCGGCAGCUUAACAGCUUCAACCAGAUAGCAAUGGAGAGAGAUGAGGACCCAGAAGACAAUUCCAGGGAGGACGGACCCUCUCAAAAUUCAGCUGCUGAAGGAAGCUCCAGAUCUUAUUUUAAAGACCCUCCAAAAGGCAAUGGACCUUGGUGAAAAGCGCUUGCAGGCAAUGGGUCUAUACACUUUCCGGUGUCGUCCUGUCUGGUCAUUCCAGUUACCGAGUCAGGAGGGAACAGCACUUCCGAGACCACAUCUGCUUCCAGAGCCUGUCUAGGUUUAUAGGACAUUUCAUGGUUUAAAUAGGAAGAGAACUGUUUGAUCUAAAAGCAAAGACUUCUUCAAGAAAGUGCAUUGGAUUUUGUAGUGGUCUCUAUCUUCCUACUGUGAUAUAAUUAACCCCAAUUAGGGUUGAUACACAAGCGUGGUAUGCGUAAUUAUCCCAGCAACACAUCUGUUUAGUAUCUUUAUGGGCAUUUGUACUGAGAGGUUUAGGGUAAGUGACCAGAAUCGCAUGCCACGUUACAUAGAAUAUGAGCUUAUUAAGCGACAAUUACAUUAUUUAAAUAUAACUAAAAGAUAAUUACAAUGUUCUCCCCAGAACCCUUGUAAUGAUUAUACUGGCCAGCAGCUAAUAAUGAAGCCAGAAUUCAAGUAAAAUUAUCUAAUAUUAUUUUUUUAAAUAUGUGGUUUAGCUAGAAGAAAAUGUUAUAAUAUUACAAAAUAUUACACUGCCCCACCCAGCUACUUCCUAAUGCCACCCCGCUGGCAACAUUUUCGGUGGAAAACAGUGAAUUGGUUCCUUGAUGAAUAUGCAAGUUAUGCACCAGUAGCUCAGCCUCAUAGAGGUGACCAAGGAACCCCUGGCAUCUGGUCUUGAAACUCUAGACCAACAGCAGGUGCAAUGCAAGCCCGGACAUGAAGUCUGCUAUACGUAGCAUUCAGCAUAUCUACAUUAACAAUCUGGUACAUUAUUAACAGAAUACAGAGAAAUCCGCUAUCACUUCACGUACUGUUUAUGGGUUUUGCUUCACUAACUUCUUGGAUGCCAAUGACACUCUUGAUACCAAAGUAUCAUCUCCUUCCCCACGAUGGUACAACUGUCGGGGGUGCAGGGAAACCCUACCACACAGUGGGCAUCACACAAGGCCCAGUUGUUUCCUCUUCUUCAACUAAAUGAUAGCAUAUACCAUGUAUAGAUAUAGCACUUACUGGGCUUGACAGCAAAAGAUGUCCUUUAUUCAAGUGACGUUUCGGGGGAAUACACCCCUUCAUCAGACCUUUAUUUUAUUUAUAUAUAUAUAUAUAUAUAUAUAUAUAUAUAUAUAUAUAUAUAUAUAUAUAUAUAUAUAAGAGAAAAAACUGUGCACUCACAUAAGAGACAAAAUACAGAUCAUAUUCAGUCUAAUAUCAGACAAAAUCUAUAUGCAAUGCAAAAGUAGACAAAUGAAACUCAAGGAAAAAAUCUCCAAGUGCUAAAGAAAAGUCUUACAGUUCAGUAGUGUUCAUAACUAUAGUAAAGUCUACUUAGGUUGCGGCUGCUUCUUGAAAAUGGUCUCCGGCACCUUCUCGGAGUAUGGUAAAAUCUGAGGAUAAGAGAAAAAGCACACAAAACAAACCUAUAUAGUGUAGUAGCAACAAAGUAGCGGUUUGUGUCAAGUGAAUCAGGAGAGGAUUAUAAAGUUAAAACAUCCACUUUAUUGAAUAAAUCCAUUAAACGAUCCAAAGGGCACAGCAAACAGAUGCAGUGCCUGUUUGCUGUGCCCUUUGGAUCUUUUAAUGGAUUUAUUCCAAGUAUACCCCGGGGGGGGGGGGUACUUAGAGCUUUGGUAAGGGUACUCAGUGGCUUGAUCUUUCGUUAUUUUUUGCCCACUUUCGGGGCUAUGCACUAUUGCCUUAUUCGUUUUUAAAUAAUAAUAUUCAUGUGUUGCAGUUAUAGGGUACUUAGGGUACAAAUUUAUGCCUGUAGGGGUAUUUGGUACAAAAGGAUUGGGAAACACUGGUGUAGUAUAUUUAAAAUAACAGAUAAGAGACAAAAAGUAUAAUAAGUGUCCACCCCCCAGGGUUUUUACUCACAGGAUAUAACCUCAACUGAAAUAAGGUAUGAUCUGUGUGAAAGUAAAUACUAGGAGUCCCGAGAGCGGUCCCGCUACAUGCACAAGCCGGAAGGUGUGCAUUCACUCAGGCUCUGGAAUGAUGGAAGGUAAAUCUCUGCGUAUGCAGAAUAGGAUUCUUACUAAAUCCAGAUGACAAUAGGUAUUAGGGAAACACUGAAACCUUUCUUGAAUUCAAACGGCAUCCGCUGAUAGCUGAGUAUGAGUAUGUGCCUAGUGACCUCUGGGAACCUCUACGUGUGUACUGAGGUAAGGUGGGCGGUGCCUUAUGCAUUUUGUGGUAUGUCACCACUUCGUCAGAGUAUUAUUCACGCCCACUGGAAGUCUCCAUAUUUAUGUGUAAAUUAUAAGUCCAACCACUUCAAAAUCACUAUAGUAAAAUAGUAUCUUACUCAAGAGUAGAGGAAACAUAGUAAUAAACUAAACAAAGUCAUCACUAUAUAUCACUCUGUUAUAUUAAAUAUUCUACACUAUG
This is a messenger RNA of Bombina bombina (fire-bellied toad), 3598 nucleotides long. RefSeq names its product tripartite motif containing 44 (gene TRIM44). Gene Ontology annotation, molecular function: zinc ion binding. The record is from RefSeq and is a predicted model, not a curated record. Bases 359 to 1165 code for a protein of 268 amino acids. NCBI's taxonomy places the organism in Eukaryota, Metazoa, Chordata, Amphibia, Anura, Bombinatoridae. The transcript is spliced from 7 exons.